This is a messenger RNA of Electrophorus electricus (electric eel), 1077 nucleotides long. It is a transcript of the gene micos10, whose product is annotated as mitochondrial contact site and cristae organizing system subunit 10. NCBI's taxonomy places the organism in Eukaryota, Metazoa, Chordata, Actinopteri, Gymnotiformes, Gymnotidae. Gene Ontology annotation, cellular component: mitochondrion; mitochondrial inner membrane; MICOS complex. The record is from RefSeq and is a predicted model, not a curated record.
UGACUGCAAAGUAGCUAGCCAGCGUUAGGUAGGGCAGCUUAGCCGCCUAAUGCAAAGUCAACUCGAUUCAACCUCUUAACAGCAUCUGUUUCACUAUGUCUGAACAAGAACUACGGCAGAAAUGGGACCGUUGCCUUGCAGACUGUGCUGUCAAAGUUGGGGCUGGUCUUGGUUUGGGUAUUGUCUUCUCGGUUGUAUUCUUUAAACGUAGAACACUGCCAGUUGCGUUUGGCACAGGAGCAGGCUUGGGCAUGGCUUACUCGAACUGCCAGAAUGACUUGAGGUCACCAUAUCUACUAUACAGUAGUGACACUAAGAAGCAGUAGUGCUGUAUCAGUGAAGGAUUCCAUCUCUGGCUUUUGUUGCCCAUUGAAAUCUGACAAGCUUUCUGCAGUCUUCACACUCUAUCGUUUCUGUGUGCUUGAAAAAGACAUUCUGUCCGUAUUUAGUCACGUUGUUGUUAAAUGUUGAAUGUACAGAAUGAUGUACCAUGGAAGGAAAACAAUUAUAAAAGGCUAUUUUGGCUUCAACAAAUGAUUUGCAGUGUCAUUUAGUUUUAAUAUUAUAUUUUCAGAAAAUUAUAUGUGGUUUUUGUGAAGAAUAUCAUUCUUUUGUGAAGAAUAUCACAAAUGCACCAGAGGACUUUACUGUUAUACUUCCCUGACAGUGUGACAACACAACAAUACAGUAUCGAGCGAUUGCAUUUGCUCAUUGUCACAAAAUGUUAAUAUUAUCUUGAGCAUGGUUAUGUCUGGAGAAAUGUUUGGCACUGUAACAAGUCACACGUUCCCUCUGUGCUCCGGAGCGAACACCAACAUAUGAAGCACCUCUUUGUUAUAAAAGAAUGAUCUUUUGCACAUAAUUGCAUUUUUGUGUGGCCUGUUUCUCAAAAGGGCUAAGUGGGAUAGAGAGCUUUGAUUAAACCAAACCAUUAAAAAAACAAAAUAAAUAUGCAUAAUGGAAAUGUGUAUCGAGGUUUUGAGUUUCUUAGUAAUUUAAUGUUAUGGGUUGGAGAAUAUCACUGAACACCAAAAAGGUUAUUGUGUUCUUAUAAAAGUUGAGUUUUGAAUGCCUGGA